This is a messenger RNA of Callithrix jacchus (white-tufted-ear marmoset), 2239 nucleotides long. RefSeq names its product keratin 78 (gene KRT78). The record is from RefSeq and is a predicted model, not a curated record. Gene Ontology annotation, biological process: intermediate filament organization; keratinization. Gene Ontology annotation, cellular component: keratin filament. Lineage: Eukaryota; Metazoa; Chordata; Mammalia; Primates; Cebidae. Gene Ontology annotation, molecular function: structural constituent of skin epidermis.
GCCAACGAUGGCAAUAACACCUCCAUUAACCUCCUCCCUUUGUGGCACUGCAAGGGCCUUCCUUCUCCAGCUCCUUGAGGCGGAUUCUCUCUGAGAAUCCAGGGCACUCUGAGGCUUCCUGUGAACCCCUUCUAGCUUUCUUUCCUUUGCAACCUCCCGCUGCUUCCCUAUUUCCUCCAGGAAGCCUUCCCGGAAUGGCCUCAGUGGCUUUGCUUGGGCCAUCCCUCCCUGUCCCUCAGCACUGAAGUCCCAGUUUCCUUCCUGCUUCCUUGUCUUUGGGGAUGCCUAUUUCUCCACCAGCCCGGGAGCUCCGAGGGCAGGGUCUGGGUCUCCCUCUCUUUUGGCUCUGCACAUGCCGGACACUUGUUCUCCAGGCAUGUCAGAGUAAGUCAGCUGGAGCCAAGUGACAGACACAGUCAGGUCAAGAGCAUCUUGCUCUCCAAGGCCCAGCCCAGGUACAGGAGCGGAUAAAAGUCUCGUGCUGGGGCCCCAGGGCAGAAACGCACACACCUUGACAAUCCGUCUGUUGGUCUGCAGCUGUGUGACUGCCUGUCUCUGCCAUGCCUCUCUCCCCGUGCCGGGCCCAGAGGGGCUUCAGCACUCGCUCAGCCUGUUCCACUCGUUCAAGGGGCUGCAGCAGUGUUGGCUUCAGCAGCAGGAGCCUUAAUUCCUUUGGGGGGUGCCUGAGGGGCUCUUGCUGGAGCACCUGGGGGUCAGGGGGAAGGUUUGGGGAGCAGAGUGGUGGGCCUGGACUUUCCCUGUGCCCUCCGGGGGGCAUCCAAAAAGUGACCAUCAACCAGAAUCUGCUGACCCCACUGAAGAUGGAGAUUGACCCCCAGUUCCGGGUGGCGCGGACGCAGGAGACCCAGGAGAUCAGAACCCUCAACAACCAGUUUGCUUCCUUCAUUGACAAGGUGCAGUUCCUGGAGCAGCAAAACAAGGUCCUGGAAACCAAGUGGUGCCUGCUGCAACAGCAGGGGGUGAGAGGCCGCCCGCAGGGCCUGGAGCCUGUCUUUGAGGCCUGUCUGGCCCAGCUCAGGAAGCAGCUGGAGCAGCUCCAGGGAGAACGAGGGGCUCUGGAUGCAGAGCUGAAGGCCUGCCGGGACCAAGAGGAGGAGUAUAAGUCCAAGUACCAGGAGGAGGCCCACAGGCGCACCACACUUGAAAAUGACUUUGUGGUCCUCAAGAAGGAUGUGGAUGGGGUUUUCCUGAGCAAGAUGGAGUUGGAGGGCAAGCUGGAAACUCUGAGGGAGUACAUCUGCUUCUUGAAGCGUCUGUAUGAAGAAGAGCUGGCCCAGCUCCAGAACCAGGACAGCGACGCAUCUGUGGUGCUGUCCAUGGACAACAACCGCCACCUGGACUUCAGCAGCAUCAUCACCGAGGUCCGCGCCCGGUACGAGGAGAUAGCCCGGACCAGCAAGACUGAGGCUGAGGCCCUGUUCCAGACCAAGUACCGGGAGCUUCAGGUAUCUGCCCAGAUUCAUGGGAACAGCAUUCAGGAAACCAAAGUCGAGAUCUCUCAGCUGCACCAAGAGAUUCAGAGGCUGCAGAGUCAGAUUGAGAACCUCAAGAAGCAGAAUGCCAGCCUGCAGGGCGCCAUUGCUGAUGCCGAGCAGCACGGGGAGCUGGCCCUCAAGGAUGCUCAGGCCAAGGUGGAUGAGUUGGAGGCCGCUCUGAGGAUGGCCAAGAAGAACUUGGCCCAGCUGCUGCGUGAGUACCAGGAGCUGAUGAGCACGAAGCUUUCCCUGGAUGUGGAGAUCGCCACCUACCGCAGGCUGCUGGAGAGCGAGGAGUACAGGAUGUCUGGGGAGUGUCCCAACCAGGUCACUAUCUCCUCAGUGGGAGGCAGUGCUGUCGUGUCUGGAGGAGUUGGUGGAGGCCUGGGGGGCACCUGUGGACUCGGUGGCGGCAAAGGCAGCUCUGGGUCCCGCUGCACCAGCAUCAUGAUUGGAGGCUCCAGCAUCCUCCUGGGCUCUGGGAAGGACCCGGUUUUGGGGUCCUGCUCUGUGUCUGGCUCCAGCUCUGGCUCCAGCUGCCACACCAUCCUGAAGAAGACAGUUGAGUCAAGUCUGAAGACAUCCAUCACCUACUGAGUGACCCAGCAGCCAUGUCCUUCCUGAAUGUGUUUGGCCUGCUCCCCGCAUCAGCCGGCUCUGCAAGGCCAACUCGGUAUCCACUGCCCACAGCCCAAGCCAGCCCACAGUGGAUGCUGCAAAAAUCAAUAAAAUCUCCCUGCCUG